Molecule: messenger RNA, 1734 nt
Organism: Dermacentor silvarum
Lineage: Eukaryota; Metazoa; Arthropoda; Arachnida; Ixodida; Ixodidae
Exons: 2
Coding region: 1-1734 (577 amino acids)
Source: RefSeq, a predicted model, not a curated record
AUGUUAAAGGACUCACACCUGUUCUCCAAGGGUUAUCUGCUACGGACCCCCGGCUGCUCGCUUCCGCUCUACGACUCCUAUCACUGGACCGUUGGCCUCUCGUUAGCCCAAGAUGUCCCGUACGAAAGGACGUGCUCGAGCCAAAAGCCCACUGUCCUUGUCCAGCAGUACGACCGCCUCACCCUGAACGCCAGUGCUCUUCGUCGCAACUACAAUGUAUCUGAGCGGUACACCACAUGUUACUACCGCGAGGUAUUUCGGAAUGAAGCUGCUCUGGAGCCCGACAAAACGCCGAGGCUCGGACCAGCAGUACCACUGACCCUUGGGGUUAGCCUCAGCGCUGAGUACGUGCGUGUCACGUGCAAUGCGUACGGUAAAACUCUCUUCAGUGAGUACUUUCUUCUGCCUCAGCCGAAGCCCCUCGCAACAAAUGAAGCGGAGGCAAACGAAAGAUCACCAGGGGAUGACAGGACGAUUAGCGUGCUAAUCCUAGGUCUUGACUCGACAUCCAGGAUGAACUUCCAUCGCCACAUGGUCAAGACGGGCCAAUAUCUCAAGGACGAACUGGGCGCGUUCGAGUUUCUUGCGCUUAACAAGGUCGAAGAAAAUUCUUUUCCCAAUUUGAUUCCCCUUCUCACAGGAAUGGCCGGCUCUGAAGCGGAAAAUAUAUAUAGACGAUAUGGAAAAUUCGAUGUGCUCCCGCUUGUUUGGAAGACGUACAAGCUCAAAGGUUAUACGACGCUGUUCAUGGACGAAUGGCAGGCCGCAGGUACUUUCUUCUACCCAAAUUAUGCUGGGUUUAUGCGCGUGCCUACCGAUUACUGCCCAACUUCUAUCCUUCGGCUGAUGGAGGACGAAGGCGGGGCCGAAAUAAGGUGCAUGGGUUCUCGCCUAAAGACGACAAUACUGGUCAAGUACCUAGCCGACGUGUUGAAACUCAAUCGCGAGAGGCCAAUGUUCUCGUUCGUCUGGUUCUCGCACGUCACUCAUGACAGCGUAAAUGGACUGCAGCUCAUGGACGAACCACUGGAGGCUUUUCUCAGGGAACUGUCGGCGUACGGAAUCUUGGAAAACACUGCUCUGCUGUUCAUGAGUGACCAUGGCUUGCGCAUGGGUGACAUCAGGGGGACCGAGAUAGGUCGCUACGAGGACAAGAACCCCUUCUGUUUCCUAGCGCUACCGAACCGCUUUCUGGCGGAUAACCCGGUGGCUGCCGCCCAGUUACAAGUGAAUCAGCGCCGCUUGAUCACCAAUUACGACCUGCACGCCACGCUGAUCGCCCUGUCCAAAUUGCCCGAACUUGACACGAACUCUACCGAAAAGGGUUUGAGUCUCUUCGGCCCGAUACCACCGGAGAGGACGUGCACGGACGCUUACAUACCACGUCAGUUCUGCGCUUGUAAUGACGCGAGCCGGAAGCUGAACGAUCCCGAGGUGUCGCUGUCCUUCGCACGCCAUGCCGUGGCCCACAUCAACGCUUUGGCGGAGCUGCACUUUCAGAACAGCUGCGUCGUCUGGCAGCUCGGCAGCGUCGACGACGCCUUGAUUCUCGGAGACUUCGCGGCCAGCGCGGUGCAACUCCGGAUGCAGAUAACCAUGGUGCCGGCGGCGGUCUUCGAAGUGUACGGUACUCUCGGUAACCUGUCCUCGUCGGAGAAGCGCGUGAACCUAGUACUGAGGCUCGACAAGUACGGCAACCAGACCACGUGCCUGCCAAGGAAUACUACGCUGUGA